AUGAGUAAUUGGAAUCAAGCCCUACGACAACAGCAACAAGGAAAUAGCUCUGCAGACGUUUCUGACGAGUACACAAGCGAAGAAUAUACAGAUGAUGAAUAUGAGCCUAUUGAGGCUACUGCUUGGGGCAGUCAAUCCAUCGCAGAGGAUGGCUCUACCAAUGUUAGCUUGAGUAUGAGUGGCUGGCAGAGCCUCAUCGAUCCUAAUAUCAAGACAAAGGCUGGUGGUAUUGGUAGUGGUCAACUUCAUCGUCGUGGUGCCAACUAUCAACCUGUGGAUGAACAAGCCAUCAUCGACAGACGUUUAGGUAAGCCUAUCCCAAAGGGUGGUCUGGGUGGUAGCAAGAAGAAGAAGAAACCAAAGAAGCCCAAGGCUGCUGCUGCUUUCCCUCCUCCCCCUAGAAGACCAGUUCCUAGCUCUUUGGUCCCUCCCUCAUCAUCUGCGUACCGUGGAAGAGAAGCAGUUACUACAGGUCCUUGGGGAUCUGCUCAACUCUCAUCAACUCCUUUCUGGGAAUCACCUGCCAACAAAGCUGGUAAUGGAUCAAUGGCUAGUAAAUAUGCUACUGUUCCGCCUGCUGCCUCUGCUGCUAGAGCACAAGCCGCUCCUCCUGCUCGUGCACCUGCACCUGCUCCAGCACCAGCUCCUGCUCAACAAUUUAGACAACCUGAGCCUGCUGCUCCUGCUGUAGCACCUCCCAGACCAAUUGUACAAUCUACUGCUCCUUCCACAUUUAUUAGAACUAAUCAAGGAUCUGCUGCCUCAAAAUACGCCUCGUCUUCUUCACCUGCUCCCUCCGCUUUUACCCAACAACCUCCUCAACAAACACAACCACAAACACAACCACAAACACAACCACAAACACAACCACCACAACCUAUAUAUCAAAAAAAUAAUGAGGUGCCAACUGUAAGCCUCAAGUUAGAGCAACCAAUCAUCAACCUGAAGAUCGAAUUGAAUCAUGGUGUGUAUGCCAGUCUCCCUGUUUAUGCCAAUGAGCCCUCGGAUAAUGCAGUAAAACGUUUAGAGAAGGAAUUCCACUUACAUCUUGAUCAAUACCAUCAAGACAACGUUAAGAAGUUUAUUGAAUUCCAUGUUCAACAAUAUAACGAGAGACAACAAAAGUGA
Molecule: messenger RNA, 1128 nt
Organism: Mucor velutinosus
Lineage: Eukaryota; Fungi; Mucoromycota; Mucoromycetes; Mucorales; Mucoraceae
Gene: RPN6
Product: 26S proteasome regulatory subunit rpn6
Exons: 1
Coding region: 1-1128 (375 amino acids)
Source: RefSeq, a predicted model, not a curated record